AUGGACACCUCAACAGCACUCUCUACAGCCAAAGUUCUCGGCCCAACCAUCUCACUCGCAACAGCAGGAGCAAUUCUAUCAAUCUCCGCUUUCUCCACACCCCUGCUCUCAAAUGAUGCUCGCUCCCAAUCCAAGGACAAGCCUUCGCCUAGCUCAACACUCCCAGCAAUCCGCUUCAUCUUCUCGCGAGGCAGCCACAUUAUCCCAGAAUCUGCUGCUGUGGCAGCUGCUAACUUUGGAUUUUUGGCUUAUCAUGCACCUAGCACUGUCGUCAAUGUCCUGGGCAUGGAAAUUGGAAGCAGAGCUGGCUUUAUCGCGGCGGGAGUGCUGAGUAUGGCUAUUGGACCUAUUACUCAAAUCAUGUUGCCGAUCUGCAACAAUCCUCUGAGAGAGAUGGGGGAGAAGGAGAGACAAGGCAGGGGAAAUGAGAUUCGUGAAGAUGAGCUGAAGGAUAUGGUGCGCAAAUUUGAGUAUCUGAAUUAUGUCAGAGGUGCGGUGAUUCUGGCUGGUGGUAUGCUUGGAUUGGCUGUGGCUACUGCUUGA
Aureobasidium melanogenum CBS 110374 is the source of this 543-nucleotide messenger RNA. RefSeq lists its product as uncharacterized. The record is from RefSeq and is a predicted model, not a curated record. Lineage: Eukaryota; Fungi; Ascomycota; Dothideomycetes; Dothideales; Saccotheciaceae. The coding region runs from base 1 to 543 and encodes 180 amino acids. The transcript has a single exon.